UAGCAGAGGGCACGGCGCCUCGCCAUCAGUCGUUGCUAUGGUUUCCAGGAUCCAGACCCAGACGGAUGUUGUGGUUUUCCUUUUUCCUUUUUUGUCGGCCGAAGUCUGGCUCUGCUGUCUGGAUCCCGUUAAAGGCGACGCCGGGAGCGGGCAAGAUGGAAAUCGCCGUAUGCAAGAGUAAUGGGGAAACGUUAGGGGCAGGCGGGUAGGCUGGACGACAACUAUCUUCACCGAGCAGGCAUCGUUUGGGCCGUGUCGUCGCAAAGCGAUGCAGAGUCUGUCGGGGGCGUCGGGGGCGGCCCCGCCCGGGGAGCUGGUGCAGGUGUGUUUCCCCGGGGCCCAGAGCUCGUUGCUGGACAGCCUCAACCUCCAGCGGGAGGACAGGCAGCUGUGUGACCUCUCCAUCGUGGUGCAGGGCCAGGUGUACCGCGCCCACCGCUGCGUCCUCGCCGCCGCCUCGCCCUACUUCCACGACCAGGUGCUCCUGAAGAACAUGUGUACGGUGAGCAUCCCGGCGGCCAUGGACCCGCUGGCCUUCGAGGGCGUGCUGAGCUGUGCGUACACCGGCCGCCUGCGCAUGGCGCGCCACGACAUCGUCAACUACCUGACGGUGGGCAGCGUGCUGCAGAUGUGGCACAUCGUGGACAAGUGCACCGAGCUGCUGAAGGAGGGCCGGGUGGCCCCCGCCACCGCCGCCGCCGCCGGGGGCGGAGUCAGCGAGGGAGGGGCGGGGUCCACGGGCGAGGGCGGCGCCGAGGGAAGCCGAGCCGGCAGCGUGAGCGGGGGGGCGACGGAGCGCCACUCCGCCGUCUCCAAGGAGGAGCAGGAGGCCCCCCCGCCCAGCGGCCCGGCCCUGAGCGAGAGCCAGUCCCCCAGCAGCACAAACUACUUUAGCCCCAGGCACGGGAGCGGCCUCGGAGGGGGAGGAGCCACCGGCACGGGGGCCUCUGGGGAGGGGGGAGGAGCUAAUACCACCCCGAGCUACUGCACCCCCUCGGGCGGGGAGGAGGCCUUCCUCAUCGAGGAGGAGGAGGAGGAGGAGGAGGAGGAGGAGGUGACGUACCACCAGAGGAAGAGGCUCGGUGGAGGAAGUGGCAGGAGGAGGAAGGGCUCAGCGUGCGAGCAGGAAGUGGGCGUCAGUGACAGCUUCGGCGUGUCGUCCUAUCAGGCGGGGGAGGAGAGGCGGGGCUACAGCCAGUCAGGCUCCGCCCCCCGUAAGCAGUGGGUGGUGGUGAAGACGGAGCAGGAUGCCGACGACGACCUCAUCCUGGUGUCUGGGGAGGAGGACGAGGAGGACGAGGAGGAUGAGGACGAGGAGGUGGCGCGGGCGCGGGAGCGGGACCACUUCAACAUCUCCAACGUCAGGAGCCUGUCCUCGGAGAUGGGCCGGAGGGCCGCCUCCCACAUGGACACCCAGGCGGACUACUGCCAGUCGUCGGAGGACUUCCUGCGCCUGGAGAGCAGCCUCAUGGAGCACUCCCUGGCCCAGCACCUCCACGAGGCCGGGGGCCUGUCCGGGGGCCCGUCCCGGGGCCUGUCCUCCUCGCUGCUGGGGCCGCAGCCCGGCGGCGGCGGGGCCCGGGGCCAGCUCUUCCCCCUGGACAUGCAGGGCAACCCCAUCCUGCUGUACAGCCCGGCCCCCGGCGGCAGCGCCUCCCUGGACCCCGGGGGCCGCGACGCCGGCUCCUACAAGGGCCACGCCCACCCCCUGGAGCACGGGGCGGUGCACCUGGGCGGGCUGCCCCCCGACGCCAUGGAGCUCGGGGCGGGGGGGGGGACGGGCGGCGGCGGGAAGCUGUUCAUGUGCCACUGCGGCAAGACGUUCACGCACCGCAGCAUGCGGGACCGCCACGUCAACAUGCACCUGGACCUGCGGCCCUUCCACUGCCCCGUCUGCGCCAAGCGCUUCAAGAUGAAGCACCACCUCACGGAGCACAUGAAGACGCACACCGGCCUCAAGCCCUACCGCUGCGGCGGCUGCGCCCGCAAGUUCAUGUGGCGCGACAGCUACAUGCGGCACCGCGCGCAGUGCGAGCGCGGCGGCGGCGGCGGCGGGGAGGAGCCUGUGCCCUCGCCGCACUACCUCCUCCCCCCCCCCCCGCUCUCCUCCUCCGAGGAGGGAGGGCUCGGGGGUCGCGGUAACCAUAGCAACGCCGGCAUGGGCGGC
Molecule: messenger RNA, 2167 nt
Organism: Gadus chalcogrammus (walleye pollock)
Lineage: Eukaryota; Metazoa; Chordata; Actinopteri; Gadiformes; Gadidae
Gene: zbtb22b
Product: zinc finger and BTB domain containing 22b
Exons: 6
Biological process (GO): regulation of transcription by RNA polymerase II
Molecular function (GO): protein binding; RNA polymerase II cis-regulatory region sequence-specific DNA binding; DNA-binding transcription factor activity, RNA polymerase II-specific
Source: RefSeq, a predicted model, not a curated record